CCCACACGGCCCUCGCUGUGUUGCUUGGUGUUGCAGGCGGUAUUCGGGUGGCUGUCUGACCAUUUCUCAGAAAGACUUGUCUGGACACAGAUACGGCGCAAGACUAAUCCAUCUGAGGGAGACGGACAGCGGUCUCCGGUAGCAAAUGUGCAGCAACUUGUAUACUCUCGUCUGUAUGAGUGUUAGGGCGCAUGGCGGACUAUCUUAUAAGUGGGGGCACUGGCUACGUUCCCGAGGAUGGACUCACUGCCCAGCAGCUGUUUGCUAAUUCAGAUGGUCUCACCUACAAAUACAUAUAAAUAAGUUUAACUUUGGGUUGCCUGCAUGUUGUGGCGAUUAUGGAGCAGAAGGAUAGAGCCAGCAGUGAGGUUUCGUCGCGAACUAUUUUACAAAAGAUCCCAGAAUGUGACUUCUUGAUUCUUCCAGGAUUCAUUGACUUCAAUGCUGAUGAAGUGGAUCUGACUUCUGCUUUGACUCGCAAAAUUACAUUGAAAACACCCUUGAUCUCUUCUCCCAUGGACACUGUUACUGAAUCCGACAUGGCAAUAGCAAUGGCGUUGAUGGGAGGCAUUGGAAUUAUACAUCACAACUGCACUCCAGAGUUUCAAGCCAAUGAAGUUCGCAAAGUGAAGAAGUUCGAGCAAGGAUUUAUCACUGACCCAGUGGUUAUGAGUCUCAACCACACUGUAGGGGAUGUAUUUGAAGCUAAAAAUCGACAUGGCUUUUCUGGGAUUCCAGUGACUGAAACAGGGAAGAUGGGGAGCAAGCUGGUGGGCAUUGUCACCUCACGGGAUAUCGACUUCUUGACAGAAAAGGACUACUCCACAUGUUUGAGUGAGGUUAUGACCAAACGUGAAGAACUGGUUGUUGCUCCUGCAGGAGUCACACUUAAAGAAGCUAAUGAGAUCCUUCAGCGGAGUAAGAAAGGAAAACUUCCAAUUGUAAAUGACAGUGAUGAGCUGGUUGCCAUUAUUGCCAGGACUGAUCUGAAGAAAAACAGAGACUACCCACUGGCGUCCAAGGACUGUAGGAAACAAUUGCUAUGUGGGGCAGCCAUUGGAACAAGAGAAGAUGACAAAUACCGACUAGAUUUACUCAUGCAAGCUGGCGUGGAUGUCGUUGUCCUUGACUCUUCACAGGGGAAUUCAGUCUAUCAGAUAAACAUGAUCCAUUACAUUAAACAAAAAUACCCUGAGCUACAAGUAGUUGGAGGAAAUGUGGUUACAGCAGCACAGGCUAAAAAUGUAAUUGAUGCUGGUGUGGAUGCUCUGCGUGUAGGGAUGGGCUGUGGAUCCAUAUGCAUCACACAAGAAGUAAUGGCUUGUGGUAGGCCUCAAGGAACAGCCGUAUACAAGGUAGCAGAGUAUGCUCGACGGUUUGGCGUUCCAGUCAUAGCUGAUGGAGGUAUCCAGACAGUGGGACAUGUGGUGAAAGCUUUAGCUCUUGGUGCAUCUACAGUAAUGAUGGGCUCCUUAUUGGCGGCCACUACAGAGGCUCCAGGUGAAUAUUUCUUCUCUGAUGGUGUGAGACUCAAAAAGUAUAGAGGCAUGGGCUCACUGGAUGCCAUGGAAAAGAACACAAGCAGCCAGAAAAGAUACUUCAGUGAAGGCGAUAAAGUAAAAGUGGCCCAAGGAGUUUCUGGUUCUAUUCAAGAUAAAGGAUCUAUACAUAAAUUUGUACCUUACCUUAUCACAGGUAUUCAGCAUGGCUGCCAAGACAUAGGGGCUAAGAGCCUUUCCGUUCUUCGCUCCAUGAUGUAUUCAGGGGAACUCAAGUUAGAAAAGAGGACCAUGUCUGCUCAAGUAGAAGGAGGAGUCCACGGUCUUCAUUCCUUUACAUUUCUGCAAUAUACGAGAAGCGUCUGUACUGAGACUAGUAGGCGUAACCACCGACAGUCAACUCCCAACAUUCCCAGCCUGGUGCAAUCCAAACCUUCUAAGCAUUGAAUAACCCACUUAUGUACUUAGCAUUUGCUCCCCUUCUCCCUGUCCUGAAUAAUGCAGGAAAUCCAGCUCGGCAAUGUUUACUGACUCACCACAUGGCAUGUAUUUGCACUACAGAAAGCUUUCCAUGGAGUGUGUGAAAGACUUCAAGGGUUGAGAACAGUGUUACUACUAGCAUCCAAACAAUGUUAUUUGUAAUUGUGAUGAACAAGCUUGAUUAAAUAUAUUUAUUGAAUCUUCAACAGAGCUUUUUGUUGACCUUGGUUAUGCCUACAGCCUGUUGCUGGGUAAGCCCGUUUGCAGGCACAUGGCUUGGCUACACACUGUUGUAGGUUAUACCAACACACAAAGGGUUACAUGAUAGAUUGCAAUAAUGUCUCUUCAUUCUCUCAAUCCAUGACCUUUAAAAUGUAUAAAGAAGGGUAGUAAACAACCUUUUUGAUAAAUGUGCUUUUUGUACAUAGUUCGUUACAUUCACGCAGCAUAAACCAAUCAAAUUUAAAGGAUUUCUCUCAAAUGCUCCAAUGAACUGAAUAUCGACCAAGCUGUGCAGCAAUACACCAAAUGAACCAUUGUUACUGUGCCAUUAGACCUGUGUUUAUUUCUCUUAGUUGAAGAUUGUUCCUUUUAUAUGUAUUUUUCCUGCAGCAUCAUCAUCAUGAUGCCUUCACAAUGUCUGAAGAACUUACUGUAGUAUCUUUCUCCAAGCCACAAGCCCACCUUUUAGAAAAAUGGUGUCAACUACAGUUAUCAGUAGCUUUGGACCUUGCUCCUCAGUGUGCUGGCAGUUAGGUGACUAUAGCUGCUGUUCUAUUAAGUGAGAACUAGUCCAUUUACACAGUAAGCGACACAGGUAGUUAUUUUAUUCAUUGAUAUAGGUGUGUGCUCAUUUAUGCUUGUUUGCAAAUUCCGCUUCUGCUUGGGCACACCAAAGCUGAGCCUAAAUGUAAGAUAUCUCAUGUUUACAAAGGUUUGCUGCUGCCUGUACUGGAAAAUUUCAGUUUUUUUCUCAUUCGGCUAAAGGUAUCGUAAUUUCUCGUGUAUGAGCCUCUCAAACACCUGUCACAAAUCUCAUUCAUUGAAAGUGGUCAGUUUGGAUCUUGUACAGAGGUUAAUAAAGUUUUGAUGUUUACCCAAA
Xenopus laevis (African clawed frog) is the source of this 3081-nucleotide messenger RNA. It is a transcript of the gene impdh1.S, whose product is annotated as inosine-5'-monophosphate dehydrogenase 1. The coding region runs from base 339 to 1946 and encodes 535 amino acids. The record is from RefSeq and is a predicted model, not a curated record. Lineage: Eukaryota; Metazoa; Chordata; Amphibia; Anura; Pipidae. The transcript has 17 exons.